This is a messenger RNA of Pogona vitticeps (central bearded dragon), 2953 nucleotides long. RefSeq names its product stathmin 4 (gene STMN4). NCBI's taxonomy places the organism in Eukaryota, Metazoa, Chordata, Lepidosauria, Squamata, Agamidae. Gene Ontology annotation, cellular component: neuron projection; cytoplasm. The record is from RefSeq and is a predicted model, not a curated record. Gene Ontology annotation, biological process: microtubule depolymerization; regulation of microtubule polymerization or depolymerization; neuron projection development. Gene Ontology annotation, molecular function: tubulin binding.
GGGAGAGUUUGGCAUCCUGGAGGAUGCUCAGCGCCUCUGUGAGCAUCUUUCCCUGGAAGGAGGCGAGCCGGAGAGCUUGGGAGCGGCUGGAGGGGGCGACGGGCUUAGAAAGGGUUGCCAAGCUUCUGCCACACCUUCUCCAUCCGCUGGAACUGCCACCCGAUCCGUAGAAGGGCAGGAAAAAUAAAGGGCACCUCAUCAUGACCCUGGCAGCUUACAAAGAGAAGGUGAAGGAACUUCCUCUGGUGUCCCUCUUCUGCUCCUGCUUCCUCUCAGAUCCUUUAAAUAAACCGUCUUAUAAAUAUGAAGUAGACACCGUGGACCUCACCUGGUGCGUCAUUUCCGACAUGGAAGUCAUUGAGCUCAAUAAGCGCACCUCGGGCCAGUCGUUCGAGGUGAUCCUCAAGCCGCCUUCCUUCGAUGGGGUCCCAGAGUUCAACGCCUCCCUGCCCCGACGGCGCGACCCUUCCCUGGAGGAGAUCCAGAAGAAGCUGGAAGCUGCCGAGGAGCGGCGCAAGUAUCAGGAAGCAGAACUCCUUAAGCACCUGGCAGGCAAGCGAGAGCACGAGAGGGAAGUCAUCCAGAAAGCCAUCGAAGAGAACAACAACUUCAUCAAGAUGGCCAAGGAGAAACUGAUGCAGAAGAUGGAAUCUAACAAGGAGAACCGAGAGGCACAUUUAGCCGCCAUGUUGGAACGCCUGCAGGAAAAGGACAAACAUGCCGAGGAGGUCCGGAAGAACAAGGAGCUGAAAGAAGAGGCCUCGAGGUAAAGCAGGGGGUCCCCUCCCCAGCACCUAAUCAUUUGGACUGAGAGCUCCCAGGAAAAUAUGGUAUGGCGGAUGACAGUCAUGAAGACCGUCCGCCGCCUUCUCGGUGCGAAAAAGUGUUAACGGGCGAAUUUGGACGGACCUCUGCUUUCGUUGUUUGUGAAUGUUAAAAGAAUUGACCGCUGAAGCCCUGGCGUGCGUUUCAGGGAGGGAGGGGGACCCUGGUGGAGGAAGAGUGUGGAUUUGGGAAGGGGGGGAGGGAAGGAUGGAUUUGACCGGCUGCCGACACCCAGCGCCCAAGUUCUGUCCCCUUUCCAUGCUGUUGGCAUCCAGUAUGGAAGCCGGGCGAGAGGAAUGGUGUGUUACACGGGAGGGAAGGUGUCGCAGGGUCCGGGGGGAGGGCAGGGGUGGGGGUACAGAGAGAAGAAGCAGGCAAAUGAAAUUUGGUGACGGGCCAGGAAGUGAGCAGAGGGAGCCAGGUCACCUUCUUCGGGGUGAAUGUUGUCUCGUGCAUUUGUCCGUGAAUGUCGUCGAUCACCCACCUGGAAAGAAACCGCCCACCUCACGCCUGCGUUUCUUUCCAUAAAACCGCAUCUCAUCUUUUCCAUCCAUCCCCUGGUAGCCCUGGGGGUGGCUUGACCCGAAUGUGGCAGCUGUGUCCACUGUGAUUUCGGAGACCCGCAGCCCCGUUUUUUACUACUCAUCUGUAAAUAAAAAAAACUCUUGCCAGAGCUACGCCGUGGUCGUCCGCAUGUCCUCCGUGGGCUUGCUUGAACGCGGAGCCCACAGUAAACAAGAAAACGGAUUCAGGCCUUUUCAUGGGAAUUUGGGAGUGGUGCCCUUUUAGACACAGCUCUCUCAUCCGGAGAGUUUCCAAACUUUUCCAUUUCUUCAGCCUUUGCCCGCAAGGCAGGUCAAGCGAGAGAAAGCUGAGAAAGACCAUGCUCUUUAAAACCUUGCUGUGGUCGUGAGGAAGCAUCUCCGGGAGGCGAUGAGCCAAAAGCCCAGAAUCACCAGGUCGGGCGGUUGUGUUUUAAACCCACUGCAUGCCCUCGUCCUUCUUCAGACAACCUCUGUCUCGUUCUGAGGCUUUGGAAAACGUCUGUUUUAGGUGACAGUUUCCAGAGUUCCCUGUCCAGCUGGGGAAUAUUUUUUUAACCCCCCCAAAAGUAACUUUUUCUUUGUUUCCAUCCCUACCCACCCACCUAACAUCUCCUUGAGCUUCUAGGUGUCCACUAGCCAGCAUGCAGAGGAGGUUGGGCUAUGGAACCAAUGUUUGGAAAAUAGACCGCCAUGCAUUUUGCAAGAGUCGGAGUCUCGGAAGCAGUGCUAGGGACUAUGAGCCACCUCUCCGGCUUCCCAAAGAGCUUGCCACCCCAUGGGUCUUUCCCCCCCAGUUGCGCCAGCCCUGACCUCACAGAUUGGUGGCCCUCAGACGGUUGGCCAGUGGCACCCAUGACUAGCUUUCCAUGCUGGGAGGUGUAGCAUACUCUGACAGCAGUAAUGUUCAUGGAGGAGCACCUCUUAGGGUCAUGAGAUAGAGCGGCUUUGGCAACCUCUUGACCUCUCUCUGUGAGUGAAAGAAAGAAGGCUUCCAAGAAAUAUUUCAGAAUACCAAUAAUGGUUCCAAAAUAUGAAACAGGCCAGAUAUAUGUUAGGUGGUCUGUGAGCUUCUGGGUGGCACCCUUCACUGGGCAACACCGGGGUCAUGGGGAGGCACUGUCUUUUCAUACAGGCUCUGCGCAUGUCUUGCACCAUGCCACAUCUCACAGCUGGGAAAAGUUACUUUGCAUGACGUCCACUUCAAAAAAAAAAUAGCCUCCAACUUUUCCAACUUCCAAUUUAAAAAACAAAACAAAACACCCUAACAAUUGUGAAAAUGUCAGGAUUCCGGGAGUGUUCAUCCUGCAACCGGUAACCUUUCCAAGAAAGCAUGUUCGUCUCACAUUACUUGUUUCAGAUUGUUGUGGAUUGUGUAUGUAGAGGUUUUAAAGGAAGAGGCCUCUGCUUGGUUCGCUCUUAUCAGGAAAAUGGAAGGAAGGGAAGCCCCAAAGAAGUCGCAUUUGAACAGAGCGAAGGGAGGGUUCAGUGGGACACGGGGGGAAACGAUUUGCUGCACCUCUUUUGGGGAGUGGGGGUUCAGCCCUCUGGAUUUUUCCUUUUGCUUAUUAAAACCCGGAGCAGAU